Messenger RNA from Prorocentrum cordatum, 441 nucleotides. NCBI's taxonomy places the organism in Eukaryota, Dinophyceae, Prorocentrales, Prorocentraceae. The record is from the annotation of a GenBank genome assembly.
GUGAAGCUCACCGAGCAGGACGUGACCUCAAACAUCAGGGCAUAUCUGAUCACCCAUGGCGGUCAAACGCGUCUCUCGAACGUCGGCGGGAAGUUCAAUGUCCGCAAGGAGUGGCUGACAGAGAACUUCAUCGUCGAGGACAAUCGGGUCUUCGUGUCGGCGGCUGCAAAGGACGAGUGGGACCAGAAGCGGCGAGUGGCUGGCGGAGAUAAGGUCUUCCACCAGCGGAGGAUUGGUUUGGAAUCGGAGAAGAACAACAGGGUUACGACGCGCAACAUGCGCAUCAGGGACAUCUACGUGCCGCCGACGAAAUGGGGCAAGCCUGGGAGCAAGAUCCCGAGAUUCAAGGACAUCAAGAAAGCCAGAGUCAAGCCGGCGUCGGGCUACGAGCACGCGAGCCUCGGCCUCCCCACGUUCCAGGGCGGCAGGGGCAAGAAGUGA